Eucalyptus grandis is the source of this 477-nucleotide messenger RNA. RefSeq lists its product as uncharacterized. The transcript has a single exon. Lineage: Eukaryota; Viridiplantae; Streptophyta; Magnoliopsida; Myrtales; Myrtaceae. The record is from RefSeq and is a predicted model, not a curated record. The coding region runs from base 1 to 477 and encodes 158 amino acids.
AUGCCUCCGUACCGCCCCAUCGCGGCCACCGCCAUGGACUUAGACAGCCCCACCUCUCUCCGGCAGAUGUUCAAGUCCUCCCUCCGCCAGCUCCCGUGUUGCUUCCACAUGCGCCAUUGCCCCAGAGAGGACGGCGACGAUCCUUUGCCCUCCUACCGCGACGCCCCGUCUCCUCUGCUUGGGAGGUUGUCCCUUUUGUCGCCGAGACCGCUGAAUGCCCAGGAGAUGCCUGAAUUCAAGGACAAGGCCAAGAAUCACCCCAGGUCGCGUGUCGGGAGGCACAAGAGGCGGCACUCGUCCGUGGAUCUCCGUUACGACGCGCUGAGUUACUCCAUGAAUUUCGAUGAAGGCGGCGUCGUCGACGAGGGUAAAGUAGACGACGAGCUGCCGUCGAGGAACUUCAUCUCCAGGUUGCCGGCGACGCCGGAAAGAACGACGCAUGCGAUUACAUGUGAGAAAGGGCGUCGUGUGCUUUGA